Molecule: messenger RNA, 2940 nt
Organism: Iphiclides podalirius (scarce swallowtail)
Lineage: Eukaryota; Metazoa; Arthropoda; Insecta; Lepidoptera; Papilionidae
Source: the annotation of a GenBank genome assembly
AUGGACGCCAGAUAUGAUUAUGCGACGCGCUUAACGAACGAAGAAGAUUUAAAGGGUUCUGAUAUGGCGGCCACUUGGCGUACCACUUCAACGGUAGCUUGCAGGGAAGUGUUGCCCAACGGGACCCUGUGGCUCGGCGCGUUCUCGGCGGCGCAGUACCGGGGCGAUGUGCACGCGACGGUCUACCGGUGCAGGGCGGCGGGUACGGUCGGCACCAUACUUUCCAGGGACAUGCGUCUGGAAGCCGUCAUGGACGUGCCGUGGGAGCUGAGGAUACAGCCGACCCACGGCGUCGCCGGCGGUGCCGCCUUACUCACAUGCACCCCGACGCUAUCCGUUAAAGCACACAUCGUGGUCACCAGAUGGUUCAAAGAUGGCACUGCGCUCUCAAUGACCACUGAUGCAGGUGGUCGGCACGUGGUUGGCGGCAGUCGCGGCGACAUUCUGGUCAUUCGGGACGCCAAGCCUGACGAUGCAAGCUCUUAUUCGUGCGAAGCUCAACACAUGCUCACGGGCGACAAGAGGCGCAGUGCCCCCGCGAUGGUUGCCGUAUCACAUUCGAGUGGAAGUAUGGCGCCUCGAAUGCUAACGGUGUCUGAGGACGAGACCGUACAGCAGGGAGGUGAUAUAAGACUAGUGUGCUGUGCCAUUGGUAGUCCACCACCGACAUACAGCUGGUUCCGUCACGCCAACGGCCGCCUCAGCCCGGUGUCGAGCGGUCUGCGCAUCUCGGUGUCGGAGCAGGUGCUGGUGAUCCGGCGGGCCCAGCUCUCAGACGGCGGCGUGUGGACCUGCAGGGCGCACAACCAGUUCGGCGAGCAGAGGCGCGACGCGCGGCUGAGUGUGCGCUCGAGGCUGGUGGUCAGCGUGCACCCUCAGCUGCAGGUGGCAAAUUCGGGGAGUUCGGUGAGUUUCAACUGCUCAGUGGAAGGUGGGGAGGCGAGGGUGCGUUGGCUGCACGACGGAGUACCAGUCGGCGGGGGAGAGAGGACGCUGAGGGUCCACGGGGUGGUGCGCGCUCAUCGCGGGAUGUACCAGUGUUUCGCCGAAAGGGACCUGGACAGCGCCCAAGCUGCGGCCGAACUGAGGCUCGGAGACACCGCUCCAGAACUCCACUAUACGUUCAUAGAACAGGCUUUGCAUCCUGGUCCCUCCCUGGCGCUCCACUGCUCAGCAUCUGGCUCCCCACCGCCAAGAUUCACGUGGCUCAUUGACAUGCAGCCUAUGGAGGAACGUAAUACUCCACAGAGGAGCAUAACGCAGUUCAUGAACCCCAACGGUGACAUGGUGAGCUAUUUGAACAUAACCUCGGUGCGGCCGGAGGACGGGGGCCGAUACACCUGCAGGGCGCACAACUCCCGCGGACCGCCUUCCAUCCGCAGCAUCGGACCCCUGCGCGUGGUUGCCGGCGUCAACACGACCAUCUACUGCCCGUACUCCGGAUUUCCAAUCAGGUUGAUGGAGAGACCGGUCUGUGGUAUGUACCUGGAACUGCAUUCCGACUGCGAGAUCCGUUGGCGGCGGGGCGGCGCGGACGUGAGCUCGACCGGCGCCCGCACCCUCUCCGGCUCCGGCGGGGAGCUGCUGCUGUGGCCGGCCGAGCCCGCGGACGCCGGCCUCUACUCGUGCAGGGUCUCCGCCCCGUCGGGCCAGUACGCGCAGAAAGACGUCCAGAUCUUCGUGCGAAAUCCCCCGAAGAUCGCCGGGUUUUCGUUCCCGACCGAUUUAGUGGAAGGAAGUUCGAUACAAGUGCUAUGUGGAAUUACGUCCGGCGAUAAACCUGUUUACUUCUCGUGGCUUAAAGACGGACAGCAUAUACCGUCGAAUUUACAGGUUCAAGAGAAAUCUCUGGACGAGUUUAGCUUCUUAAUUUUCUCACAUGUCACAUCCAAACACAGCGGAGAAUACACGUGCGUUGCCACCAAUAAUGCCGCCGAAGUAAACCAUACCGCGCAUCUAGCUGUGAAAGUUGCUCCGUCUUGGGUAUACGAGCCGCAAGAUGUGUCCGCUUUGCUGGGCACCCAAAUCAUUGUACAGUGUUCGACCAAGGGAUAUCCCGAGCCUCAAAUCACUUGGUUAAAAGGACAAGGGGCUGUGGGCAACGAGUUCCGCCCCCUAUCCCGCCUGGAGCUGCCGUGGGCGGUGCUGGGCGACGGCUCGCUGAGCGCCGCGGCGGCCGCGCGCGAGCACGAGGGCCGCUACAUGUGCCGCGCAGAGAACGGGGUCGGCAGAGGCCUCUCCAAGGUCGUCACCGUCUCCGUCAACGAGCCAGCCCACUUCGAGUUCUCCUCUCGCAACAUGUCCGUGAGACGCACGGCGGCCGCGGCCCUCUCGUGCGAGGCGCGCGGCGACCCGCCCCUCCAGCUGCAUUGGACCCACAACAUGCAACGACUGGACCUCUCCACAUACAGAGUUUCAGUAUCGGAAAAGCGGUCGGACAGCGGUGCCAGCUCCAUGCUGAGCAUUGCACACGCGCAGAGACGUGAUUCUGGUGUGUACAGAUGCAGAGCGGAAAAUGCGUAUGGUCGAGAUGAACUUCUUAUAUAUCUAGCUGUUCAAGAGUUCCCGGAAGCGCCGCGCGGCCUCGCCGUAGUACAGCGGGAGUCGCGCGCGGCGCGCGUAGCGUGGCGCCUCGGCUACGACGGCAACGCGCGGCUACGCGCCUUCCGCCUGCAGUUCCGCGUGGUGGGCGCCGCGCCGCGCCCCGCCCACGCCCAGGCCGACUGGACGGACGCGCCCACGAGGGAGCUCUCGCCCGAUUCGCUGCUGCGGAGGCAAGAAGAUUCUAAUGACCCUGAAUCUGAAGUGAUCUUGGAAUAUCGAGUAGACGGUCUUCGGCCCGCUACCGCUUAUGCCUUACGCUUAGCCGCAGUUAACGAUAUUGGAGACAGCGAGUACUCGGACUCUGUUAUAGUACAAACUCUGGAGGAAGGUGAAACU